GGCCUCGUUUUGACAUCAAAAUAACCAGCUGUGAAGUGUCAAUUAUCUUGACAAAUUUGGCGAUUUUGCAUGAAUCUGAGCGGGUAGGCAAGGAUCGAGAGAGAUCAUGGAAGAAUCAGACAGCAGUCAACAACCUAAAAGAUGUUCCUGUGGAUUUUGGGGGUCUUCACAAACAUCGGGACUUUGUUCAAAAUGUUACAAAGCGACAGUCCAGGAAAAGACCAAGGAAGGCCUUGAUCCGAAGUCAGAAUUGAUGCGAAAUCGCCAAAGUGCCUAUGCAAAUCAUGACAACGUGGGUGCUACAUCUUCAUCAUUCCUACCCACAGGAUGCAACCCUUCGGCUGCAAGCACAUUGGAAAAAGCCGAAGAGCUUAUCAGACAGGCUGUGAAACAGCAAACAGCCACAGAAAACAGUAGCAGCAGUGCCAGUAGAUUGUUUACUGACUCUCAAGCAAGUAAAGAGAGUUCAAACACUAGUGAUACCGGCAAAAACUCUGAGAUUGUUGCACCUGAGAGUUCAGUGUCUAUAUCAAAGGAUGACACAGAUUUAGUUGUGAAAGACUCUGCAAAAUCAGUAGUGACCCCUUCUACCUCAGCCAAAACUACUGACUCUGAUGCUGGAAAAGGUGAUCUUUCAUCUAGUGAUACUACCAGUAAUAAGACUGUAUUGGAUGCAAAAAGUUCCACAUCAGAACUGGAGAGUCCAGAAAAAAGAGGAGUGAAAAGGAACAGUAGUGCGUUGGACUGUGACGCCGAGCCCGAUUCAUCCCCUGAAAAACAGGGGACCAAAAGCAAGCGACGCUGUAACGUAUGCCGUUGUAAACUUGAGCUGGCACAGCGGGCUAUUGGAAAAUGCAGAUGUGAUAAUGUAUUUUGUUCUCUCCAUCGUCUUCCGGAGCUCCACAAAUGCCAGUUUGAUCACAAAGAGGACGGGCGACAGCAGGCUCGUGAGAAAAUGGUAAAGCCAACCCGCCACCUCGGAACCUCGUUUAAACGCAUGGACUCUGAUUCAUGAUCUCGGCAUAUGUUAGAUGACUUAUGGGAAAACUAGGAGUAAUUAUUACUAUUGUACACUGCAUUUUUUUGUAUAGAAAAAAAGUAAUAAUCUGAAAUGAUGGCACAGUCUUAAUGCAAACUAACAACUUUAUAUACAUGUAUACAUUCAUCUUGUUUAUUGACUUAACAUAUGUUUGAUUGGACUAAAUUUAAUUGUUUGUACAUGUUUAAUAUCUUUAUUUAAUAAACCAUGUAUGCAUUUUCAAAGAAUUUAGCAGUUAUUUGUAAUGUUAUGUUUAAAGUAACAUACUUAAGCAGAUUUUUUUUCUAGAUUCUUGUUUUGAUAAGUAGAUUAGUUUUGUUGGAGUAUUUAUUAAUAUAAAUGAUAGAUACAACACAUUGAAAAUUGACGCUACCUUUUUUCAAUUUCCUGGUAAGAAAGGGAUUUUGAACAAAUUUAUGAUAACCAUAAAGAAAUAUAGGAAUUUGAAUGUUUUAAACAUGGUAUGAUAGUCAUACUAAUAACUUAAUGUGCUUGUUUUUUAUUAGAUUUUUUUGUCUUCUCAUUUGAACAUUGGGAUCAUUUUUAUCUUAUUUUGAUCAAUGAUUAAUAUGGUACAUGUUUUCGCAAUGAAUCAACCAUCAAGUGAAAUAUUUGUUUAAUUAGAUGUGAAUCUGUGUGUUGCAAAUUGCUAAUGUAUAUUGUAUUUUAUAUGGUUCCAAUUUUUGUUUGUUUUUUGUUUGUUUAUUCAAAUGCUUGCAUUUCAGUCACUUCCUCCUAAAGGCUGUGAUUCAUAAUCCACUUUUUAAAACUCUGAAUUUAGAAAUUAACUGUGCCUGUUGCAACACGUCUUGUGUUUCAAGUGAAAUACUGGAUUUUGCCGUAAAGAUAUUUAGCCUUAUAAUUUUAAGACCUGAAUAUAAAAUUGUCAUAUGGUAUGUACAAUAACAUGUGUACUGCAAAUAAAUCCAUUUAAUCAGUGAACGUUUCAACUAUGAAUAUCUGAUACCUUGAUCAUAACCAUAUUCAUGUAUUGAUUAUAGUUCAUUAUGUAUGUUUGUGUUUCCCUGUUUCCCAGUAGACUAGAAUGGUGUAUAUUAGUAUGAAGUACCUCAUUUUGUAAGGCAUGUGUAUGCAUUAUUCUGUUUUUUCUUUAUUUAUCUGGUUUCUGGUCUUGGACUAUGAUUGUAUGACAAGUUUGCUUGUGGCUUAAAAAAAUGUUACUACAUGUUGUAGUUAUUUUCCCAAAUACCACCUGCAUUACACUGUAUAGUAUAACCUGGAUGGUUUCACCUGCAUAGUUCACCUUGAUAGUAAAGCUCCCUUUUCAAAACAUACUUUGCAAUUUGAACCAUCUUCAAGUGGAGAAUCUUUGAAGUGAGUUUUUGGUUCAAAAUUUGGCUGAAAAUCAGAUCCUUGAAAAGGUCUACACAAUUAUCAUUGUACAAGGAUUGAUUUUCAAAUAGAAUCAAUACUCAUCGGAAUACUAGCUGUAUGUUUUAUAUAUAAUAUUAAACAUGCUUUCAGUCAUCCAUGGUAAGGCACUGUUAACAGUUUUGUGUAUUAUAAAAAAAGAUUACUUUAAAUUUAUUUAUUUUUAGUCAAAACUUGUCAUACAAUCAAUAAACUAAGCAAAAAAGUGGCUAUUUGGGGUUUCAACGAUAUUUUGUUAUACUAUCAAGGAUAAGUUGUGUUAUGUAUACACAUGUACUUAUUUUGCACAAUGAGCUUUACAUUAGUCAUUUUAUAUGUAUAUCCCUGAAAAGAUAAAAAUAAUAGCUUAACUGAUUCUAAAUAUAUUGUAUUAUAUGAACAGAGAUAAUCUGAGGAGUGGAGAUAUGAUUAAAAGGAUAUGAAUGUUUGAUCAUACUAUUGGUUGAAAAAUACACAUUUUGAAGGUGAAAUACCUGCAUGUCUCUUGGGUAUUUGUUUCUCUGUGUGCAUUUAUUUAAAAGGGCUGAUUCCAUAAACAACAAUAUAUGCAUUAUUUUCUGAGAUGUAAUUAUUUUAUUGUCAUCUUAAUUUGAUUGUUAUGUGUAAACUAACAAUCUGCAGUGCUAUUGACCCGAAGCCUAAUUGGAUCUCUCAAUCUCCAAAUAUCAUAAAAAUUUAAUCACAAAAGGAUACAAUAAGGCCUGAUGUUCCUGACAUCUUAAUGGAUGAUAAAUAUUCAAAACAUGUGGACCUAAAACCUGAAAAAUUAUAGUUGGUCACUGAAAUGAAGUUGAGAUUAUAUUGAUUGCAACAACCUAGGAAGGCUUGUGAAGAUAGGAAUACACCAUCAGUUUAAUUAAAAGCAGUGGUACUAUAGUUAUCAUAAUUUUCAAAAUUUAUCAAUCUCAAUAUGGCUGGGAAUCGCAUUCACUUGAAACGCUGGUCUCUGUUGGCAUAAAAAAAUACACAAAUUCAUGAUGGGAGGUGAGGGGGGUCAGGCCAUAAUGCAGUCAAUGGGCACAGGCAGGUAUAAAAUCUCAAACAACAAAGAGUAACCUCUGAGAAGCCUCGAUGCUUAUUUCCUAUGGGGUCCUUUGAAAACCUUCUGGCAUAUUGUCCUUUCAUCUCUCUCGGGUUUGCGUCUGGCAUAUUGUCCUUUCAUCUCUCUCGGGUUUGCGUCUGGCAUAUUGUCCUUUCAUCUCUCUCGGGUUUGCGUCUGGCAUAUUGUCCUUUCAUCUCUCUCGGGUUUGCGUCUGGCAUAUUGUCCUUUCAUCUCUCUCGGGUUUGCGUCUGGCAUAUUUUCCUACUAAUGAUCAUCUUUAGCAUAUUAAAAAUGCCCAGCACAAAUGAAAACGAAAGAUUCAAAAACUUCUUAACAUUAACAAAAAUUAAUUUAUAUUACUGUAAGUAACUUUUGACUGUUUCAGUAUUGUAUCAUAAUGUGAAUCUAAAAUUUAAGUUGUUUUAUUAUUGUUUGAUAUUAUAUGUCAUUAUUGUAUGUGUAAAUUGAAAAUACACAUGGCCAGUCUAAUUCUAUGUUGCUGUUACUUGUGUUUAUUAUUUAGCAAUAAGUUGAAAAUAAAACAGAUACAUAUUCACCUGCACACUGAAUAUUGAAUGUAUACAGUUUUUCAACUAUUGUAAAAGUUGAAUCAGAUACAUGGAUCUGCACACUUAAUAUUGAAUAGAAAUAUUUUUUCAUAAAGGAAUUUUACCGUAUCAAAAGGCUAUUUUUUGUGCAUGUUGGAAUUUAAUUAUCUAACAAAUCACAAAUGCUAUAGUUUAAGUUAUAUGAUAUGGAAUGCAGGAUAAAAGUAUUAUUUGUUUACUGAGUCUGGAUUAAAAUUCCUAAAGAAUGUCAAUGCACUGCAUUACCUUACUGUAAAACAUUUAUAAUGCCAGUACAUGGUUUCCUAUUUUAUUAAUGGAUAGUGAUUAUUGCUUUAAGUGUUCAUUCUCUCUUAUAAAGUGUUUAAGGUAUUCAAAGUCUCAAAUCAUGAUAUAUUAAUACAUAUAAUUUACAAGCUAUAAACCCCUACAUGUACAUAUUUGGGAAUAAUCUUCAAAAGUAGUGUUUUCAAAAGGUCGUUUAAAAUAUAAUUGCAGUUUUGAGUCUGUUCAAAAACAACAUGGGGAGCAUUCCUGCGAGUAUGGACCCCCAGAAGGCAUCAUGCUUCAUCUUGGCUCAGGACUUGCUUCUUUUUUUCUUUUGUGUUUUUUUUUUAUCAUUUAUUGUUUUUGUUUUUUUAUUUAAUUUAUAUUCUGUACAGCUAUACAUAGAUUAUGAUUUAGUUUUGAAUGACAGCCGAGGGAUGCAACUUAUGUGUUAUAGAAAUGUAGUCUGUGUUAUAUCAUUAAUUUUUCAUAUUUCACAUUUUAUGGUACUAAACUUAAUAAAGCUUCAAUUAAAA
Mya arenaria is the source of this 4842-nucleotide messenger RNA. Its product is annotated as AN1-type zinc finger protein 3-like. NCBI's taxonomy places the organism in Eukaryota, Metazoa, Mollusca, Bivalvia, Myida, Myidae. The transcript is spliced from 6 exons. Gene Ontology annotation, molecular function: DNA binding; zinc ion binding. The coding region runs from base 107 to 1015 and encodes 302 amino acids. The record is from RefSeq and is a predicted model, not a curated record.